Messenger RNA from Euleptes europaea (tarantolino), 1799 nucleotides. RefSeq names its product karyopherin subunit alpha 5 (gene KPNA5). Bases 19 to 1629 code for a protein of 536 amino acids. Gene Ontology annotation, molecular function: nuclear import signal receptor activity; protein binding. Gene Ontology annotation, cellular component: nucleus; nucleoplasm; cytoplasm. Gene Ontology annotation, biological process: NLS-bearing protein import into nucleus. NCBI's taxonomy places the organism in Eukaryota, Metazoa, Chordata, Lepidosauria, Squamata, Sphaerodactylidae. The transcript is spliced from 13 exons. The record is from RefSeq and is a predicted model, not a curated record.
UCCUCUAUUGUAGAUACCAUGACAAGCCCAGAAAAAGAUCACUGCAGAAUGAAAAGUUACAAAAAUAAUGCUCUCAAUCCCCAAGAGAUGCGGCGGCGAAGAGAAGAGGAAGGUAUUCAGCUUCGGAAACAAAAGAGAGAAGAACAAUUAUUCAAACGCAGAAAUGUUUCUCUGCUGGGAAAUGAUGAGUCAAUGCAAGAAAGUCCUAUUCAGGAUCCUGAUGUCAGCUCUACUGUACCUAUACCUGAGGAAGAUGUAAUUACUUGUGAUAUGGUACAGAUGGUUUUCUCAGAUGAUCCAGACCAACAGCUUGCAGCAACCCAGAGAUUUAGAAAACUGCUUUCUAAAGAACCUAAUCCUCCAAUAGAUGAAGUCAUACAAAAACAAGGAGUUGUGCAGAGAUUUGUAAAAUUUCUAGAAAGGAAUGAUAAUUGCACUCUUCAGUUUGAAGCUGCCUGGGCUCUUACAAAUAUAGCGUCUGGAACAUUCCUCCACACCAAAGUAGUGAUUGAAACUGGAGCUGUCCCAAUUUUUAUUAAGUUGUUGAAUUCUGAACAUGAAGACGUCCAGGAGCAGGCAGUGUGGGCUCUUGGUAAUAUUGCUGGAGACAAUGCAGAAUGUAGAGAUUAUGUGUUAAGCUGUGAAAUACUUCCCCCACUUUUACAACUGCUAACAUACUCUAACAGACUUACCACAACUAGGAAUGCAGUCUGGGCCCUUUCAAAUCUCUGCAGAGGCAAAAAUCCACCUCCAGAUUUCAGUAAGGUUCGACCUUGCUUAGGUGUUCUGUCAAGACUGUUGUUUAGCAGUGACCCAGAUGUAUUAGCAGAUGCUUGCUGGGCCCUCUCUUACCUUUCAGAUGGACCUAAUGAUAAAAUCCAAGCAGUUAUUGAUUCUGGAGUCUGCCGAAGAUUAGUGGAACUUCUGAUGCACAAUGACUACAAGGUGGUAUCUCCUGCAUUAAGAGCAGUUGGAAAUAUUGUAACUGGUGAUGACAUUCAAACACAAGUAAUUCUAAAUUGCUCUGCAUUACCCUGUCUCUUACAUUUGCUGAGUAGUCCCAAGGAAUCUAUUCGGAAAGAAGCAUGCUGGACAGUUUCUAAUAUUACUGCAGGAAACAGAGCUCAGAUCCAGGCUGUCAUAGAUGCAAAUAUAUUUCCAGUACUGAUUGAAAUUCUUCAGAAAGCUGAAUUUCGUACUAUCAAGGAAGCAGCCUGGGCCAUCACUAAUGCAACAUCAGGAGGGACUCAUGAACAGAUCAGCUACUUGGUGGCAUUAGGUUGUACCAAACCUCUCUGUGAUCUUCUGACUGUGAUGGAUUCUAAAAUAGUCCAAGUGGCACUGAAUGGACUUGAAAACAUUCUACGACAUGGAGAACAAGAAUCUAAGCAAAGUGGAAUUGGAGUUAAUCCUUACUGUGCCCGUAUAGAGGAGGCAUAUGGACUAGAUAAAAUUGAAAUUCUUCAGAGUCAUGAAAACCAGGAGAUCUACCAAAAAGCAUUUGAUCUUAUUGAACAUUACUUUGGCGUGGAAGAGGAGGAUGCCAAUAUUGUUCCACAAGUGGAUGAAAAUGAGCAGCAAUUUCUGUUUCAGCAGCAGGAAGCUCCAAUGGAGGGAUUUCAGUUGUAACUGUUAAAAUAAAUGCAAAUUCUGUAGCUCCUUAUGCAGACCUCAGCUUGCUGGCUAGCUACAAGGAAGAUAAGAAUGCUCUGCUGAAGACAGAUAAAGAAGCAGCUCAUGCACUUGAGUUUUCUGUCAGAUGCAACUUUUUGUUCAUUUUUUAUUUGUGUGUGAUUCCA